AUGGGUAUCAAUAAUCCAAUCCCUCGAAGUCUAAAGAGCGAGACCAAAAAGGCUGCAAAGGUUUUAAAAAGUUUUGUUAAGCCGAAUCAAGUGCUUGGGGCAGAUCAAGUCAUCCCCCCUUAUGUGCUAAAAAGGGCCAAAGGUCUAGCCAUUAUUACGGUUUUGAAAGCUGGUUUCUUAUUCUCAGGAAGAGCAGGUUCGGGUGUAAUUGUGGCCAGAUUAAAAGAUGGUACGUGGUCGGCACCUUCUGCUAUCGCUAUGGCAGGCGCUGGCGCUGGUGGUAUGGUCGGAGUGGAGUUGACUGAUUUCGUCUUCAUUUUGAAUUCUGAAGAAGCAGUGAGGUCCUUUUCAGAAUUUGGUACGAUCACUUUGGGUGGUAAUGUGUCAGUUUCCGCAGGUCCCCUCGGUAGAAGUGCAGAAGCAGCAGCGUCUGCAUCUGCAGGCGGUGUCUCAGCAGUUUUUGCUUAUUCCAAGAGUAAAGGUUUAUUUGCAGGUGUCUCGUUGGAGGGUUCAGCCAUCUUAGAAAGAAGGGAAGCUAAUCGAAAAUUCUAUGGUGAUAACUGUACAUCAAAAAUGAUUUUGUCAGGUAGAGUAAAAGUUCCACCUGCGGCUGACCCAUUGCUCCGCAUCUUAGAAUCAAGAGCAUUCAACCUAACACGCCAUGACCAUGGUGGUGAUGAUAGUGAUAAUGAUUUUUAUAAUGAUGACCAAUACUCCGAUAACACUGGCCGUUAUUAUGAUGACAUUCCAGACUCGUUCGAUUCUGCUGAUGAAUCCUCUACACGCCCAAACACGAGAUCAUCAAGAAAAAGGGGAAUGUCACAAGGAUCUCGCAGUCGCUAUGAUGACUCAGAUUUUGAUGACGAUUAUGGACGUAGUCGCGGUUAUGACGACUUUAAUAGCGCUGAUGAUGAUAAUAGUUACGAAAAUUCCCCCGAUAGAAACGGCAGUCGCAAUAGAGGCCCUCAAAUAGACAGAGGUACCAAGCCACGCGCAAAUACUCGAUGGGAAGAUGAUUUAUAUGAUAAAGAUACUGCGUACUCACGUCCUGUCCAUCACCCGGGCAGGGAUUAUGAUAGCACCCGAGGAACUAGAAGUAACUAUGGUGGUGAAAGAGGUUAUAGUCUAGGCCAUGGUCAAUCAUCUUCCAACAACAAUGACAAUGUCGAUGACUUAUCUAAUAAAAUGUCGAAAGCCGGGAUAGAUGACGAUAACACUGGCGCAAAAAUGCGCCCAUCUCUUCAUUCGCCUACGCCAACAGCCAUUGCUCUCUAUAACUUUGCAGGAGAGCAACCUGGAGACCUAGCUUUCAAGAAAGGUGACGCUAUAUCCAUUUUAAAAAAGUCAGAUUCUCAAAAUGAUUGGUGGACGGGAAGGAUUAACGGCAAAGAAGGAAUCUUCCCCGCAAAUUACGUUCGAGUUUCUUAG
Messenger RNA from Saccharomyces kudriavzevii IFO 1802, 1428 nucleotides. RefSeq names its product Ysc84p (gene YSC84). Gene Ontology annotation, biological process: actin filament bundle assembly; actin cortical patch localization. The coding region runs from base 1 to 1428 and encodes 475 amino acids. Lineage: Eukaryota; Fungi; Ascomycota; Saccharomycetes; Saccharomycetales; Saccharomycetaceae. Gene Ontology annotation, molecular function: actin filament binding; phosphatidylinositol binding. Gene Ontology annotation, cellular component: actin cortical patch. The record is from RefSeq and is a predicted model, not a curated record. The transcript is spliced from 2 exons.